AUUCUGACGUGUCGGAUAUCCUACAUUUAAUAGGAAACACGUGACAAACAAACAACUAAACGAGGAUAAGUACAAUCCGUUAUUUUGUUGAUUAAACAUAUUAAUUCAUUAAUUUAAAGUACUAUGAUAUCACCACACACAAUAAUUCCUAAAUGUGGUCAAACGCUUCGAGCUAAAGCUGUCGAGUGCAUGCUUGUUUAGCAUUAUUAGCUCUAUACAGUUUCUAUGUUCUAAUAAUGAAAAGUUUAAUUUUUAUAGUAAUCGUACGCACUUUGGUUUUAGCUUCAUGUGACGAACAAAACCCAUACCUAGAAGCCCUUCGUGACAAACCUUGGAAAAGCGUGCACAGGUAUGUCGAAGUGCGACCAGGCGCUUUUCUUUUCUACUGGUUUUAUUAUGCCGAUGGAACAACGAAUGGCGCUGAACAAAAACCCCUAAUAAUUUGGAUCCAGGGUGGCCCAGGAAAUACAGCUACUGGUAUCGGAAACUUUUGUGAAAUUGGUCCUUUAACAAUGGACAUGAAACCUAGAAAUCACACUUGGAUAAGAGGAAGAAACGUGUUAUUGGUAGAUCAUCCAGUAGGAACAGGAUUCAGUUACGCCUUGAACAAGUCUCUCUAUGUGAAAUCUGACCGAGAUGCAGCAAGAGACCUGUUACGUGCAAUAAAAGCAUUUUUAAAGAUUCACAAGGAAUUUCGUAAAACACCUACUUACAUUAUUGGCCAAAGCUAUGGGGGAAAGUUAAGUGCGAGGUUGGGGUUUUAUUUACAUUUGGCCAUUAAAAAUAAACAUUUAAAAAUGAACUUGAAAGGCAUUGGGAUCGGUAGUGGUUGGAUCGAUACUAAGGAAAGUUCUAUACAGCAACCCCGAUAUUUAUAUGACAUGGGUUUGAUAGACAUAAAAACUUACAACAAAGCUAUGGACAUAGCAAAAAACAUAAGCUAUCUUAUAAGCAUCAGACAACACGCUAAAGCAGCGGAAUAUGAUAACUUGAUGUUCCAGACCUUUAUAAAUGACACGAGUACAGACGUUAAUUUAGAAAAUAUCAAUAAGUUCAGUAACUAUUGGGCAUUAAACGACUUGUCUCUUAAAGUAAACUUAUACGUCAAACCAACGUUGGCUGUAAAUCAAUCUAUUAAUUGGAACUAUAUAUCAUAUUCCGCGUAUUAUGGUUUAAAGAAUGACUUUGUUUUGCCUGGUACCAAAUUUUUAGAAACUUUGCUGAACCGCACUAAGUUAAGAAUUGUGGUUUUUAAUGGAAAUCUGGAUGCAGUUACACCUCUUAGUGCCGCAACAAAUUGGGUACAUAACCUAAAAUGGUAUGGUGCAAAAAAAUUUAUGGAGUCGACAAGAAAACCUAUUCGUGGUCGUCGUAAUGGAUUUUAUAAAAGCUACGACAAUUUUAGUUUCUGGGCCGUAUUCGGCUCCGGACAUUGGGUUCCCGAAGACAAUCCUACUGCUAUGGAACAAAUACUAGAAUAUUUGACUAGUGCGUAAAUAGCAUUUUAUUAUUAUGACCCUUUAUAUAAAACUGGCUUUAAUAUUAAAACGAAAGUUUAUAGAAUGUGUAUAUAGAAAAUAUGUCUAUAUCUGUGCAAUAAAAUUACAAAAUUAAGGUUCAAUUGUGUAUUUCAUGAAAUUAAAUUAAUUAUAACAUUUUAUUUACAUAUAAUUAAUUAACAUUUAAUAGUUCUACAUUUUUACUUGAAGCACCACACUGCAAGAUUUUUUUU
This is a messenger RNA of Zerene cesonia (dogface butterfly), 1732 nucleotides long. RefSeq names its product retinoid-inducible serine carboxypeptidase-like. Lineage: Eukaryota; Metazoa; Arthropoda; Insecta; Lepidoptera; Pieridae. Gene Ontology annotation, biological process: proteolysis. The record is from RefSeq and is a predicted model, not a curated record. The transcript has 9 exons. Gene Ontology annotation, molecular function: serine-type carboxypeptidase activity. Bases 237 to 1496 code for a protein of 419 amino acids.